AAAUACUUUAAAUAAUAUUGUAGUACUACAAACAAAUGUAGGAAUAUGCGAUAUGUAAGCUCCAAACUGAAAUAAUAAGGGUCUUGAUACUAAUGACUUGGCACAGUGGGGCCCCACUUUGAGACAAGAGACCAUUAUAUCAGGUCAUAAAGCAGUACCCACCCUACGGCCCUGAUGAGCCUGGAGCUUUUGGGGGUUUCGGGCCUCAGGGAAGACCCAGCUGGUAGUCUAGCCUUGUCUAUCUGGUACAGUAAUGUCAGGGUGAUGGGGCCAGACAGUGUCCCAGGUCCAGCUGUGCCCUGGCGGAAGGUGCUGUGGGAACGCCAGCCAUUCCCAGAUAACUAUGUGGACCAGCGGUUCCUGGAGGAAUUGCGGAGGAAUGAGGGCAUCCGGCAGUACCGCUACUGGGCUGUGGUGAAAGAAGCAGGCUUUGUGGGACAGCAGCUGUCCUGUGUGGCCAUUUUUAUCACCCUUUGGCUCUACAUGGAGCAGGGUCUGCUGCCCCCUGAGACGCUGUUGUGGACCAGCCUGGUCUGCGCCCUGCUGGGUUAUGGACUGCACCAAGCCUUGACGUCUCAAGUUGAAUCAGGCUGUGAGCCUCGGACCCGUCUGGCUGACUUACAGAGUGCCGCUAUUUUUCUUUCCUUCACCUUUGGAUUCUCACCAGUUCUAAAGACACUAACAGAGUCUGUGAGCACCGACACCGUGUAUGCCAUGUCUGCUGUGAUGCUGCUGGCCCACCUGGUGUCAUUCCCGUACGCCCAGCCCUCACCCCCUGGCAGCCUCUCCCUAAAUGCAGCCCUGUUUGCCUCAGUGUGUUUAGCCUCGAGGUUGCCCGGGGCUCUGCACACCUUUGCCAUGCUCAGCUGUGCCCUGAUGGUGUUUGCCCUGUGGCCCUGCCUUCUGCAGAGGUUGAGGGAGAACGCCCCUAGCCAGUUUAUGGGGUUGUGUGUGGUUGUGUGUAUCGGAGGGGUAAGUGGCCUGGGGUCCCAGUCGCCAGGGGGAGCCGUGCUCUUAGCCCUGGCCUUGGGGUGUGUUACAUUGCUCUGCCCGCUUCUGCUAGUGAGGCUGCAGAGACACAAGGACAACAUCCAGGGACCCUGGGAUGAAGCUGAAAUUCACGAGGACCUCAGCCACUUCCUUCACUAAUGGACCGAGCAAAGAGGAGCACAUGGUGCAAGCCAAUUGAGAAUUUUAUAUGAAUGAAUUUACUGUCAGUCUGCAGUAUUAAGUUGGUGCUGUACAUCUAAACUAACAAACUCUUUUAUCAUUGGUCCACAUCUGUUUAAAGUAUAAAGUAUAUCUUCUGCUUCUUCUGCUUCUGCUUCUGCUUCUGCUGGGACAGCCCUGACAACAUGUCUCUCGCAGAGAAUAUGAAGAUGCUUUUAAUGUCCAAGCUGCUAUUGUCUUAUAAAACCUCAGGAUUUUAUAUAAAAGGUAUCAACUAAUGUGCAAUGCUGACUCACAUAACUGGACACAUUCUGAUGCUGUGCACCAAUUUGCUGUCAGUGAUUUUUUAAUAAUCUGUUGGAGACGUUGCAUGCGCUUGGUAUGUUGUAGAUGUGUAUGAAUGAACAGGCGUCUAACACAGUGUCUUCCAAACUAUGUUAAAAUCAAACAUUACAAGUACAAAUUAAUAUUUUAAAUGGUUUUGCAAUAAGAAAAAUCACGAGUGUAAGUUAUUUAAUAAAAUAGUAUUGUUUAAGCUGCACUACAGUUCAAGUGUAAUGCAACAGUAAUGAAAUUAUAGCUUAAAAUGUAUUGUUGGUGAUACAUGGUGCUCACACAGUGACAGAAGAUAUGACUACUUUGGUCAUGGGUUUCGUACAGUUUCUCAAAUAAAUCAUCUGAAAGUCAAAAUUCUAUCAGAUGGGCGAUCCUGGAACCAAAUCUUUUCAAAUGGGGGUCCAUGGUCAGUUUAGGGGUCCUUGAGCUGAAAAAGUUUGAGAACCACUGUUUGACAAGGAAAUUUGGGAUUAUGAUUCUUAAAUAUUGACAAUACAGUUUAAAUAGUGUUUUGUAUGGAGGGCCAGUUUGCCUGUCAACAAUUUAACAAAACAAUAACAGCUUUUAUUUUUAUUAACCUUAUUCCUGUUGAUCACAAAGGGCGGGGAAGUGCUGCUUUCUCGGGUUCAUCCGCCAUGUUGCAUUCCCGGCCGCGCCCCUGUCAGUGACGUCACAAUGGCGUUGCUAGUUAACGAGAAACACCUGUUGAAAUUGCUUUUCAGCCCGUAUAGAGCAGCACAGCGGUGUUUGGAUGACCUCUCAGAUUUUUCAGCGUGAGCACCAUGUUCACACUCCAUGCCCCUUUUCUUCCAUUUAUUCAGCAUCCCAUGAGAGGAAGACUGGAAUUGUUGUCGCUUGUUUAUUUAUUUUUAUUUGUUUGGUCUUGUUUUUGUUUCAAAAUAAUAAAGACCAGCAAACGUUA
Messenger RNA from Micropterus dolomieu (smallmouth bass), 2428 nucleotides. RefSeq names its product phosphatidylinositol glycan anchor biosynthesis, class C (gene pigc). Gene Ontology annotation, cellular component: glycosylphosphatidylinositol-N-acetylglucosaminyltransferase (GPI-GnT) complex; membrane. Bases 175 to 1149 code for a protein of 324 amino acids. Gene Ontology annotation, biological process: GPI anchor biosynthetic process. Lineage: Eukaryota; Metazoa; Chordata; Actinopteri; Centrarchiformes; Centrarchidae. The transcript has 3 exons. The record is from RefSeq and is a predicted model, not a curated record.